This is a messenger RNA of Camelina sativa (false flax), 475 nucleotides long. RefSeq lists its product as uncharacterized. The record is from RefSeq and is a predicted model, not a curated record. NCBI's taxonomy places the organism in Eukaryota, Viridiplantae, Streptophyta, Magnoliopsida, Brassicales, Brassicaceae.
UUACGAUAAUCUUGGGAAGCCUCACUUUUUGACCAACGUUUUGAGUCGGCUCUUUUCUCUCCCUAUAAAUUAGCCAUUUUUCUAUCUAAUUUUUUAACACAUUCUCAAACCUCCAAAUUCUUGAUCAAAAUAACAAUUUAAAAAUAUGAAUGGAAAAGGCAGCAGCAGCAGCGGUGGAGGAAAGAGUGGUGGAGAUGGAGGAAAGAGCGGUGGCCGUAGUGGAAACGCUGGAGGAGGAGGUAACAUGGUAGCACCAGGGACAAAGGGUGGUGCAUACAUCUCAAGAGGUGGAUUUGAGAGUAACCCUCAAGGUUACUUUAGUAAUCUGCAUGGUAGUGGACAGAGCAAGAAGUGAGCGAUCGAUGACUUCGAGUACAAUCAUGAUCCAUCAUCUUCUUUCAUCUAAUUCUCUAGUUUUUUAAAUAAAAAUGCAAUGAAGUUCAAAUAAGUAUUGAAUAAACGAAUUUUAUCUCUA